AUUUACAGUAUUUGCCGAUAUCUCCCCCGGUGGUGCAGCGUCGGAUGGUAACGCCUUAUCAUGGGACCGGUAGAGUUCCGCCAGUAUCGAAUUCCGCAGCUCGUCGAAGACUCUGUUCAUAACCUCUGUCGCAGCAGCUGAAUGGUGGCAACAGGAUCCAGAUUCUCGAGAAAAUCUCCGUCGAUCUGAUUUCAGACCUAAUAGUAUCAAUUAAAAAUGUUAAAGUGCCUAAACGAUGAUAGCAAAAUACAAAUGAGACUGAAUAUUAAACAGCAUCGACAAAAACUUCUUCAGUAUUUGGAGAAUACUAAUGAUACUGUUUUAAAGCCUAAAAUCAAAUUAAUUUCAAAUGAUAUUGAAAAAUCUAAUUUGAAUCACAAUGUUAAAAGGAGAACCAGAUCAAGUAUUACUGUGAAACAACUUCAACCAAAUGUCAAAGUAAAAAUAAAAGAAGAGCCUUUGUCAAAUUUUGAAUUAAAACUAGAACCUUUACCAAACAUUGAAAUAAAAGACCCUGAACCUUCACCUGUCAUCAUAAAAAAACUCAAAGAACAAUUAAUUGAAGAAGAGCUAUAUUAUAGUUCGAGUUCUGAAGAAAUUGGUAACAAUAUUUCUGUUGGAAAUACGGAAAAUUUUCAGUCACAUAAUGAUAAUGACAGCAACAAUUCAAGCAUUAUAGAAGUAGUUAAAUAUGAUGGAGAAGAACAACUGGCCAAUGACAAAAGUAAAAAAAAAUGUAUGUAUUAUAACUGCAACAGUGAUAAUUCUUUAUUGGAUAUCAACUACCCACUCACUACAAAGAGAAAAAUAAUGAUUUUAAAAAAAAAUGUUAGAAAAUCUGAAGACAGGGAUAAACACAAUGCCAAAGAACGAGAAUGCCGAAAACUCGUAGCCAAAAAGUUUCAAACUCUGAGAAAAUGUUGUAGUUAUUUGAACACCAAUAUACGCAGGCCAUCAAAACUUAGCAUACUUUUGGCUGCUAAAAAAGAAUGCGAUUUGUUAAGACAUAAUGGCAAGAAAAUGGAAGCAGAAAAAAUAUACUGGCUCAAAGCAAAUAAAAUUUUGAAAAAUAGGAUAAAUGAAUUGAAGAUAGAUGGGUAUAGAUAGUAUGGUAGUACAGCACAUCGGCCCUCGAUUCUCGUACUUGAAAAGUGUCAACCGAAAUGAAUCUCUAUAACCAGUAUUAAACAGCUGGAGAUAUUUGCUCUAGCGCUUAUUUGUUGUAGUGAUUAUAAAUGUAGUUACCAUUCAAAUGGUAAAUUGUAGUUGCGUGAUAGUCACUACAACAAAUAAGUGCUAAAGCGGAAAUACAUAUCCAGCAGUUUAAUACUGAUUAUAGAGACUCAUUUCGGUAGACACUUUUCUAGAUUUAUUGGGCAACCAUACUAUCAUUAACCGUGGUUAAUACUGAUAAUGUAUGAUAAACCAGGAAAAUAUUUUGGUAAAUUUGUUAUAUUUCACACUGCCCAAUGUACCAACUCACUAUUUUUAUCUUUAGUAGGUAUAUAAAAAAAUAUGUUUAUUUAUAUUUAUUUUUAUAGUAAUAUUUAAUAGAUUUUGUUCAUGUUUUCUUUGUAAUACAAAGAACCUGUACAUAAAACAAAGUCUAUGUAUACAUUUGUAGUAUGUGUUACGUGUUUCUAAUAACUAUCAAUUUUCUUUUUUAUUCACUAAAUAUUAAAUUAAAUUCAUUGGACGAAUUAUAUUUAAUUUAACUAAGUGUAAAUUUGUGCGCUCUUUAUGAGAUUCUGUCACAGUUACUCAUUUAAAAUCCGUUGUACAUUAUUUAAAAGCUCAACUUAGUUUUAUGUAAUUAAUUGAUUUGUUUUCAUAUUAUCACAACAAA
Molecule: messenger RNA, 1846 nt
Organism: Metopolophium dirhodum (rose-grain aphid)
Lineage: Eukaryota; Metazoa; Arthropoda; Insecta; Hemiptera; Aphididae
Exons: 3
Coding region: 217-1107 (296 amino acids)
Molecular function (GO): protein dimerization activity
Source: RefSeq, a predicted model, not a curated record